AAAUAUUUACGACAGUGCUUGUGUUGUCAUUUGCGACAUUACCAACGACGUACGGCCGCCUGCUUGAACACUUUUCCACCCUCCCAAGGACAACGGGUCCACUUCUCACAUGGCCAACCCACUAAAAAGUGAAGUGAUCCGGCUUUACAAAAACCUGCUGUAUCUCGGUCGGGACUACCCGGAAGGAUCUGCCUUUUUCCGACAGCGCCUCAAGUCAGCCUUCAUGAAAAAUAAAGACGUGACUGACCCCGAACAAAUCAAAAAGCUGGUGGGACGUGGAGAGUUUGUCAUCAAGGAGCUGGAGGCCCUCUACUUCCUCAAGAAAUACAGAGCCAUGAAGAAGCGCUAUUAUGAUCCGGAAACAUAAUCACAUGAAUAUCAUUGUUAGAACUAUGGAAUCUUAGCAUGGACUUCAGUCAGAUGAUGCUGCCAUAAUUAUUCAAAUUUCAUGUUUUUUGUUUUUUUUAACAGUAACACUGUUGCGAAAUAAAAUAACGUGUAACCAGCCAUAAGUACACAUUUAAGUGUUAUUUUAUUGUUGAAAACAAAACAUGCUGUCGUACAUUCUUAAUGUUCUAUGGAUUCAAGGGGAAUUCUUUAAAAUGAAUGUAAAUUAAAUUUGUGUAGUCAGUAUUGUUCAACAAUAAAUGUGCACACUUUAAUAAAGUUAUUCUGUUUCAAAGCAGUACUUCAACUACACAGCUUAACUUUUGUAUGCUUAGACUCUCUAAAAGUUGGGAAUACUAAUGUAGAAGGAGACCGGAUCUCAUGUAGGUGUGUUGCAUUUCAUGUAGUCCAACUCAAUGUCACAAAAAGCAGGAUUAGUGUUGCCAAGUUGCAUCUCUUGUUUCUCGUCCGACUUGGUGGAUCUUGUUAACUUGAAAGAAAAACAUAAAAUGAUGAA
This is a messenger RNA of Corythoichthys intestinalis (scribbled pipefish), 904 nucleotides long. It is a transcript of the gene lyrm5a, whose product is annotated as LYR motif containing 5a. Gene Ontology annotation, biological process: respiratory electron transport chain. Gene Ontology annotation, cellular component: mitochondrion. Lineage: Eukaryota; Metazoa; Chordata; Actinopteri; Syngnathiformes; Syngnathidae. The record is from RefSeq and is a predicted model, not a curated record. Bases 110 to 367 code for a protein of 85 amino acids. The transcript is spliced from 3 exons.